AUGCAUUUGAUGUACACUCUCGACGAGGCGGGCAACCGUGUCUACACCCUUAAGAAGGUGGCCGACGGCAAGGUCACCAAAUCCGCUCACCCUGCGCGUUUCUCUCCCGACGACAAAUGGUCGCGCCAGCGUGUUACGCUGAAGCGUCGCUUCAACCUUCUGCUUACCCAGCAAAAGUCUGAGUAA
Colletotrichum navitas is the source of this 186-nucleotide messenger RNA. Its product is annotated as Nop10p family nucleolar RNA-binding protein. NCBI's taxonomy places the organism in Eukaryota, Fungi, Ascomycota, Sordariomycetes, Glomerellales, Glomerellaceae. Gene Ontology annotation, biological process: ribosome biogenesis; positive regulation of telomerase RNA localization to Cajal body; rRNA pseudouridine synthesis. The coding region runs from base 1 to 186 and encodes 61 amino acids. The transcript has 2 exons. Gene Ontology annotation, cellular component: box H/ACA snoRNP complex. The record is from RefSeq and is a predicted model, not a curated record. Gene Ontology annotation, molecular function: telomerase RNA binding; snoRNA binding.